UUCAGCUCAGGAUGAUUGAUUGUCGAGAAUCACCUUUAGGUUUUAGUAUUUAGUCGGAGGAAUUAUAACUUUGAGGUUUAGUCUUCAGGGUUCAGUAGUCCAGUGAGGAGAGCAUUAUUUUGUCCGGAUUCCACAUUUCGUUCACUCCGUAUUGCAGGGUUUGUUUUCCACCAUCAAUUCAAAAUGUGUGGAAUUUGGGGAUAUAUUCUCAAACAUCGUGGCGUCCUGUCGGACGAAUUUAAGACGAAAUUGUAUGGAUCCUUCUUAAAAAUUAAACACCGAGGUCCCGACCGUUCGGACUUUAUCGAGUUUGACCUCUUGGUUCCCUUCUUCCUGGGUUUUCAUCGCCUCGCCAUCAUGGACAACACGUCGAACGGGGAUCAGCCCUUCGUCUGUGAGUGGCAAGGAAGAACAAUUUACACUUUGUGUAACGGGGAAUUGUACAAUUAUCAAAGUUUGGUGUCCAAGUACAAUCUGGAGAUGAACUCACAAUGCGAUUGCGAAGUGAUUCCUCACAUUUAUAAAACCUUUGGGAUCGAAACUUUAAUCAACGAAGUGAAAGGGGGAGAAUUUGCCUUCAUAAUUUUGGACAUUGACAAGGAAGCCAAAACUCUGACUCUCCACGUUGGUCACGAUCCUACCGGGGUCCGACCUCUGUAUUACGCCGAGGACUCGGAAGGCAUCGCAUUUGCGUCCGAAUUGGGAGGUUUGGUUGGAAUAGUGGAACAGACAAAGAUCAACAUGUUUCCCCCGGGGAGCUACAUGACUGUCAAGCUGGGAAUGGAUGGGAAAGUUACGGAGCAGAUUAAGCAGUACUACAGCUUCGAUGCGAUACCCGCUUUCAAGGAGCCGCUGGGUGUGGACAUCUUUUCGGACAAUUAUCUCGACGUGGUUUGUCGAAAGAUAAAAACGACAUUUGAAACGUGCGUAAUAAACAUGCUGCAUGCAGAUCGCCCUUUGGGAGCACUGUUAUCAGGAGGGCUCGAUUCUAGCCUCGUUGUCGGUGUGGCGUCAAAAUACCUCCGGGAUCAUUGUGGUGGAAGAAAGCUUCGUACGUUCUCAAUUGGGAUGCCAGGAGGGACUGAUGGUCCUUAUGCAAAAAGGGUUGCCGAAUAUUGCGGCACGGAUCACACUCAUUUCGAAUUGACGACGGAAGACUUUUUGGAAGCUAUUCGAGACGUGAUUGCAACAAUUGGAACAUUUGAUAUUACAACUGUUCGGGCGUCAGUAGGUCAAUAUUUGGUGUCAAAGAAGAUCUCGCAGGAAACAGAUAUCAAAGUCUUGCUUAUUGGGGAUGGGAGCGAUGAGUUGUGCUCGGGAUACAUGUACUUUCAUAAGGCCCCCAAUGCUGAAGCUUCGCAUCUCGAGAAUUGCAGAUUACUCAAGGAAAUUGGACUAUUUGACGUUUGCAGAGCAGAUCGUGGUAUCGCACGCCAUGGACUUGAAGCACGCUGUCCAUUCCUUACAUUCGAUUUUAUCGACUUGUAUUUAAAGUUGGACUGUCGCCUCCGAACUCCCGUUGAGGGCGUUGAAAAAUGGCUGCUUAGAAAAUCAUUUGAAGGAGCCAACAUUCUUCCGGAAGAAGUUCGGGUUCGAGCCAAGUGUGCGUUUUCUGACGGGGUGUCGAAAAAGGAAAAGUCGUGGUUUCAAAUCAUCGGUGACCAAAUGGCUGAUGGAGUGUACACGCAGGAGGAACUCAUAACUGCGACAAGGACGUACAGCCACGUUCCACCAGUUUCUUUUGAAUCUCUGUACUACAGAAAAACCUUUGAAGAAUUUUUUGGUAACACGGCUCAUAUAAUUCCUCAUUACUGGCUUCCACUUUGGUGUGGGGAAACUAACGAACCAAGCGCCAGAGUUUUGGAUGUUUGUCGUGAAGAGUAAAUUAAUUCUUGUUUGUGUGAAAUUGUGGAAAUAAAUAGCAGAACGGCUUGAAUUAAAGAGA
Molecule: messenger RNA, 1945 nt
Organism: Folsomia candida
Lineage: Eukaryota; Metazoa; Arthropoda; Collembola; Entomobryomorpha; Isotomidae
Gene: AsnS
Product: asparagine synthetase [glutamine-hydrolyzing]
Exons: 9
Coding region: 184-1884 (566 amino acids)
Cellular component (GO): cytosol
Molecular function (GO): asparagine synthase (glutamine-hydrolyzing) activity
Source: RefSeq, a predicted model, not a curated record